Molecule: messenger RNA, 1470 nt
Organism: Folsomia candida
Lineage: Eukaryota; Metazoa; Arthropoda; Collembola; Entomobryomorpha; Isotomidae
Product: arabinoxylan arabinofuranohydrolase
Exons: 4
Coding region: 420-1304 (294 amino acids)
Biological process (GO): carbohydrate metabolic process
Molecular function (GO): hydrolase activity, hydrolyzing O-glycosyl compounds
Source: RefSeq, a predicted model, not a curated record
CGAGGCGAAUUUCGAAAUUGAGCAUAAGUUUUGGUGUAGUUAUUAGUUCGCAUCGUAUUUUCGAAUGAGAUUCCCAGCAGAAUUGUUCUAAUUCAAAUUAUUUUUUAAAUAAAUCACGAAUAAUUUCUUGCAUACUGCCGUAUGUCAGUUUCGAUCAAUUAUAAAGUCGUUACGUUAUGUCCCCUUAUCAUCUCGUGAUAGAUAUGGAUUUAGACAUUUGACUUAUCUAACUGAUUGAUGAGGGAUAUUAGUUAAUUGGUUAAGGUACACACUCUUGAGUGACGCUAACUUUAACGUAUGAAAAGAUGUGGCUAUUUCUGCGAGUGCAAUAAAGUAUUGUUUGUGACCGUUGAAUGAGAUAAAGCUUUUAACUGCACAGAACGCUUUCAGUGUCAGUUCAGUAUUCAGCCAGGACGAAGAUGGGAUUCGAUAAGAGUUUUCUUUGUGCUUCAAUAAUUGCUCAACUUGUACUAGUUACAGUUUGUCAGCAAAAUCCCGUCUUUCCAGGAUGGUAUGCCGACCCCGAGGCGAUUAUCUAUGGAAAUACGUACUGGAUAUAUCCCACCUAUUCAUCCACGGAGCAGCUGCAUUUUGAUGCAUUUUCCUCCCCUGACCUUGUCACGUGGACCAGACACUGGCGAAUUAUUACCAACUCGGAGGUAACAUGGGCGAGAUAUUCGAUGUGGGCACCUUCCGUAUUUUCUCAUUUGGGAAAGUACUACUUUCUCUUCAGUGCGAAUGCAAUCAACAGUGAAGAUGAGUUGGGUGGUAUCGGGGUCGCAAUUUCGGAUUUUCCUCAAGGACCAUACCGAGACUUGUUGGGACGUCCAUUGAUCAAUGCAAUCGCCAAUGGAGCACAACCCAUUGACCAAUUCGUCUUUAAAGAUGUAGACGACACGUUCUACAUGUUUUACGGGCUGGAGUCACUGCAAUUUGGAUACGUGGAAGGCCCAUUCAUGUUUAGAAGGAACGGGACGUACUAUUUCAUGUGGUCAGAGGGCGGCUGGGGAGGACCCGAUUAUCGUGUAGCUUAUGCAAAAUCUUCUUCCGUUUUCGGACCAUUUGUUCGUGAACGAACAAUUCUGGAACAGGAUCCCAACAUUGCGACGGGUGCCGGUCACCACUCGGUUAUCAAUCCACCAGGGACUGACGACUGGUACAUUGUGUACCACCGACGACCUUUGAGUGAAACGGAUGCCAACCAUCGAGUUACGUGUAUUGACCGAAUGUUUUUUGACGACCAAGGAAAUAUUCUGCCUGUGCAAAUGACCAAUGAAGGCGUAACUGGGCCGAUAUUACCGUGAUAACAUUUAAAGUGUAUACAUACUUAUGCAUAUUUUUGGAAUGAGGGAGUAUUGAAUUACCAUGAUUUAUGUAUUACUAUUACUGUAAAUAAAUCACAAAUGCAUAACGUAUGGUUUUAUUCACAAGACUAAUAGCAUUAAAUAAAGGAACUCAUGAUUAAAGGAU